AGUACCGCGCAAGCUCGCCGAAUCCAGAUAUGCCGUAUCUCAGACAAUUUAUCGAUCGCCGUUGCCAUUUUAUUUUCACAGCUGAUGGGUAGUUGAAUAAGAUUUCUUCGUAGCUGAAGCAAACGUCCGCCGCGAAUCUUAAAAUUUAAACAGGUCAUGUAUAUCGAAAUGUGGAGUCUGUUGAGAACUGUUCUGUGUUUGCUUUUUAUAGUUAGCGAUUUAGGCAUUCUAGGAAGCGUUAGUGAAAACGUCAGGGAAAAUGACAGCAAAGUUUCUGGAAUACAAGACAACAACAUAAAGAAACGCUACGAUGCUGACAUACAAAACUGCAUAGAAAAUUUUGAUAUUCACAGUGAUAAAAUCAUUCGAACGCAAGACUCUUUAGAUAUGGGAGCCAAAUACAUAAACGAAGUGGAAGUAGCAUCAAGAGAAGAAUGUUUAAGACUGUGCUGCGAAACGAAUUCCUGCGAUGUUUUUGUGUUUGAAGAAAAGGUGCCGGGCAGCUGCUACAUGUUCCACUGCGGGCCGGUGGGCGACUUCCGCUGCAAGUUCACCAAGCACCGCAACUACAGCAGCGCCGUCAUGGCGGGCCCGCACUCGGGGAUGGAGGCUGCUUCGGAGCUGGAGCAGCAGAUCCGGCUCACCAAGCACGAGCAACAGCUCACCAACCUAAGGAAGUCUGAGUCACUGCCCGCGUCCUCGGCGCUGGAGCAGCUGCCGGCCAUCCCGGAGUCUGACGGCGCCGCCUCGCAGCCAGCCCCGCCGCCCCCGCACCCAGAAGCGCUGGCCACGCCGCCGCCGCCCACGCAUCCGCCCCCGCCCCCGCCGCCUCCUCCCGCUCCCACUCAGCCUCCCACCACGCCUCCUGGCCGGAGGUGCAGUCGGUACCAGUUCGAGUGCCGGGAGUCCGGAGAGUGCAUCGCCAUCUACAACGCGUGCGACGGCAUCCCGCAGUGCGCCGACGGCAGCGACGAGGCUGUCGAACUGGGCUGCCCGGCCCCCGCCCCGCCACCCACAACAAUACCACCACCACCUCCACCACCACCGCCAACGCUCAGUCCCCCAGUAUACCAACAAGUGGAAAUGCAUCCUGAAGCACCACCAGUUCGCUAUGGACCUUCACAACAGCAGCUGCCCUCCCAAGUUCAUAAGCAGCAAGUCCUGCAGGGAGAUGAAAGGCAAACACAGCACAUGCAACAGCAACCACUUCAUGCCUACCAGUAUCAGUCUGCUAGUCACAUCCCUGAGAAUGAACCUCUACCUUCACAGCAGCAGCAGCAACACCAGCAGCAAUUUAAACAACCACCUCAUCAGCAAAAGUAUGUGGAAAAUGGCAUGUUACUACAUGUCCCAGUGCAGCAGGCUCAACGAGGAUUCUAUAAUCAAGAUUCCUGGCAAAGUCAGCAUCAGUACCAACAGUAUGAUGAUCAGAACAGUCACAUAUUUAACCACAAAGGGAGUGGAUUAGUCACAGAUACAGACAGGUACAAACAUACAGGGAAACACCCAGCUAGGUACAAUCCAGCAGGCCAAUACAAUGAAGUUCCCCAUGAAGAAUUUAACAAAUAUGGCAACAAUGUGCCAGCAAACUAUUACAACAAUGGCCAGUAUCAGAUGCCAUCCCUUCAGAACAACUGGCAAGGACAGCAACAGCCCAAUGCCAUAAAUCCAAACAUGGUGCACACUCCAGAUGAAGUACCUCCUGUAGGACAGUCUAGGAUGUCUGCUGAAGGCCCACAAAGUUAUGGAACUGGGCCUGUGCCUCCAGAUUAUUUUUAUGAGGAAAGCCAGGAGGGGUCAGCUGUACAUGGGACUGCAAGAGGACAACACACUCAUUCUGCACAACAAGGAGAGAGAGAGAGCAUUGUUGACAGUGCAUCUCUGAUGCAGGUUAAGCAUCAACAACCACAGCAACAACACUUACAACGGCAACACCACAGAUUACCACCAGGACAAGUAGAAGGCAAAAUUAUUAACAGCCCACCUGAAAACUCACAAAGCAGAAAGAAUUAUGAAUCAGUUGAUAUUGUAGUUUAUACCACACAAGAACCUUCACUACACAGGGAUUCUGGUAUGAAAGCAAGUCACAGUGAGCACAGCAAAAAUAGUUCACAUACCAGGCAUCCUGUCUCUCCUUCUCAGCCACUGAGGUCAGAGGGACCAGAUGAUACUGAUAUCAUUGUGGAGCCAGUGGAUGGCGAAGCUGCCCGUCCUAGUGGUGCCAUUUUAUCACUUGCACUUGGAUUGUGUGUAACAGGCAUAAUGGUUGUACUUGUUGGGUGCCGAUUACGUGUUGUUCGGAAGAGACUCCGUAGAGGUGGCAAAUCCCCGUAUGCUCAUGAAGCAGAUUACCUUGUGAAUGGCAUGUACUUGUAGCUCUACACUGAGCAAUAACUAAUUGAAUCUAACAGAGGCCUUAACAAAUGUGAAACUUCCGCAAGAGUUAAGCAAGUACCAGGAAGGAACUCAAAACUAGAACUGAAAAUUGUUUUUAUACUAUUGUUAUAACAGUUGUAAUAUGUGUGUAACUUCAGUAAUAAUGUAAUCAUAUCUGAUGCAGGGUGAUUUAGUUCAAAUGAACAUUCAUGUGAUUACAACAUGUAUUUUUCUCUAGUGUUUCACAUUUAAAUGCCUUAAUGCCUCAUAGCAUUAUCUGUGAACAUAUCAAAGAGAGAACAAUAAAUUCAUAGUUUGAAGAAUGCAGACUGAAUUGUUAAUUACAAAGCAAACUUCAUACUCUUGUUUGUUUUUUUCCUGUGGCCUAUUAUUAAUAUAUAGUAUUCAGUCUGCUAGAAGAUACCUUCUUUUUGAGAGAAUUGUAAGUUUCCUCUUUGUUUAAGGAUUUUGACAAUGAUUUUGACAAUGUUUUUACUAGCUAUUAUGCUAAAUAUUAAAAUAUUGCAAAACUUUCAUAUUAUUCAUGCAUAGCAUUGGUAAUUGUGCCUCCAGAAAUAAGAGUUAUAAAUAACACUGUACAUUUGAUGUGCCUUGCAUCUUCUGUUCUAGUCUUGCCCCUGAUUUCUGAGGAUUUUUGAGUCCAUUUGGAAUACUUAAGGACUUCCUUUCCCUUCUCUAUAAGGAUCUAGAUUCAGAUAAAUGAAACAUAUGGUUUAAAGCUUCAACUUCUUUGGGCUUCAGCCAUCAUAUUUUCAGGUUAACUGUGUCUUUAUUUCCACUGAUAUAGUAAGUCGUGAAGUAGAUGUUAUUCAGAUUAUGAUGUUCUUUAUAAUAUCAGAACACCUCUAGGCACCAACAUAUUUUAGAACUAAACUUCAGCCUAAAGGAUUGCUGUGUAGUUUUUCCACCCAGAAUUAAAAAUCUGUUAAUUUUCUGAGAAUGUCUUUACACAUGAAAAGAGAAUGUAAACUUGCAAUUAUGGUACAUUAUGUUGAACUUGUUUCAGCUUUCCAUCAGUGAAUAGGCUUUGCAUCAGUGAUUAGGCAAAAGCAGAAAGAAAGUAAAUAUCAAUAAUUCAAACUUGACUUUCAAAUUGAAUGAAAAAUUAUAAAUCUGAAUUUAUAAGAACAAUAUAGAAAGAUAGAUCGCUACUCACCAAGAGAGGAGGCACUGAGCCACAAACAGGCACAGUGAAAAAGAAUGCUAGAACUAUUUCAGCUUUUGGGCGAAGUCUUUCUCCAGAAGUAGAAAACUCACACCAGUUGCACAACAACGACAACUUACUUGCGCAUGGCUGCUGUCACUCGCAUGGCUGCUGUCGCUGAGUGCCGAGUCCUCACUGGCCUUGUGCCCAGAGACAGUAGCCAUGGGGGAGUGAAUUGUUAUUGUUGUUUUGUGAAUGUAUGCGUCUCCUACUUCUGAAGAAAGACUUUGCCAAAAAUCUGAAAUAAUUUUAGCUUUAUUUUUCAUUGUUUCUGUCUGCAACUCGAAAUUUGAGUUUAUAAUAUUACCUUGAUUCUGUCUAUGAAUGUUCACUAAUACAGGCCUGAUGUAUGCAAAAUGAAUAAGGUACCAAGAAGUAUCAUAAAUUCAUAUUUACAAUUUCACAUUCAGUCUUUACAUUUACUUUCAGCUGUGAAAUCAUUGUCACAAAAUCAACAAGUGUCACAUUUGGUUAAUGUGGGUGAAAAGCUGAAGUAAAUGUAAGGCAGACUUUUUUUUUUUAAAAAAAAAGGAAAAGGCUGUCAUUCUUCAGACUGAAGUGUAGCUUCACAAUAUGUUUGACCCAACAACAACAGUAGGCUAUAUGCAGUGUUUGGAAGCAUUUUAAUAUUAGUAGAUAUCCUACCCUUAGAGUUACUUUUAUGAUAUGCACACACACACACACACACACACACACACACACACACACACACACACACAAUUUGAAAUUAAUAAUUUAUGUGCUUUUGAUACACAUAUAUUUAAUCCAAUUUUCAUUGUAUUACUUCCAUAUUAUAUGAAUAAUAUCCUACAAGAAGUUACCAUAAGUUAAAACUAAUUAUCACAGCAUCCAUUAUUUUUUAAGUCUUUUAACAAGAAAAUGGCAUUGUAGUAAUUAUCACUUAAGCUGAUCACAAUUGCAAAUGUUAUCAUCAUUUGUAAAUUGCCUAAAUUGACAGUUGUUGUUUCAUCAUACAUUCAAUAACUGCAAUGAAAUUUGAGACAUGAAAUCAUAUUCCAGUGUUACAUUUUAGAAUCUGGAAACAUCAGUGUUCGAUGUGAAGGAAAACUGCUGGUAGUAUAGUUGUGGAAGAGCUUACAGAGCUGAUUUUCGGAAACAUGAAAUCAGGAUUUUUAUUUUACAGACAUUUUUUAUUAUUUCUUUUAAAAACAUUUUUGGUGUAUUCCACUUCUGUAUUUGUUUCAGGACAUUGCAGUUGUUGUUUAUUUUCUUUGGUGUAAAUAUAUUUUAUGUAAACGCAAAACAACAAAAUGAUUAUGUCAUCAUAAUUUUUUAAAUGGCAAAGUACACAUGUAUAGGAAAACUCAAAGAAGCUCUUGACAUCAUGCGAUAAAACAUUAAUUUUGAAAAUGUGUUUACAACUCAUGUGAAAAAUAUCAUACAUAAUGUGAAAAAUAUCUGAUUAGCGGCAUAGGAAGGAUAUAAAAGUACAUACCACACGCUUUGGACUGUAAAUGUGUUUUUAACAAUUGCUGUGGAAGAAAAUGAUGAGAAACCAAACAGAAUGGCAUAUGGAAACAUGUAGCCUUAGAAAGAAGGGGAAAAGUUAUUUGAGACAUUAGUCUCUUUAACAGUAUUCAGCAUCAUUAGACUCUCCAUCAGUACGACUCCAAUCUCUUUCACAGUUCUCACAGAUCGUUGUGUGACUGACUUUCACUUUUUGUGUCCUAUCAUUUUUUUGUGAAUUUUUGUCAUCAUGGAGUUUUCAGUUACUCUGUUUGAUGUAUUUAUCUCACUUUCUGAGUAAGUGACAAAAGGUUUGUCAUUACAUUCUGUAAAACAUUGAUAUAAACAUUUAAUUCUCCUGUUAGCAACUUCAUCAUUUUACAUUCCACUGAGCUGAGUAAGACUGCCAUUUCUGUGCUGAUGUAAAUUUAGCUUUUGAUAGACAUAGCUACAAAAAUACUGUAAUGUAAUUGAAAUGGAAAUUUUAACUAUCAGAAAAGCUGUAAAUAAAUAUAUAUGUUACACUAUUGAUAUCUACAAGAUUGUUUAAAAACAAUGUGUAUGAACACAAUAGCAGUUUUUAAAAAUAUGAUAUUGCGAACAUAAAAAGUAAUGCCAAACAUUUAUUUUUCAAAAAGGAAAAGAAAAACCUGUGCAAAUCAAGGAGGGAAACAUUUCACCCACAAGAGUUCUUUGUAUAUAAUUAUAUUUGGUAAAGUGGUAUUUCUUUUGAUAAAAGUAAGUCUGAAUUGUAAACUGAAUCACCCUGUAAUUAGAUAGUGGCUGUCUAGUCAGUGUACAGAUUGCUUUUCCGUGAUGUCUUCAGCUGUCGACAUGUUAUACUCUGGAAAUUUCAUUUCCAUGAUGAAAUGAUUUGUUUAAAAUUUCAGUUUUUUCCCUUUAUGACUUUGAUUACAUCCAUUUCAUUGAUGAAUGGAGAUGUAUCAUUAUUAAUGUCUCAAAUAAUUGAAAAUUGUAUACUUGUUCAUAUAAGCAAGCAUUUGACAACAUCUGUAACUGUCUCAUGCGAAUUGUCGAUUAUCACUUGUUAGAAGUGUUAAAUUUAUGCUUGUGGUAUAAAUUUAAUAUUUAGACUUUUUUGCAAUACAAUAAAAUAACAUUACAUUGAUUAAAAUAAGUUAUUCAUGUGAGAAAAUAAUGGAAAAAAUACUCAAGUUGGUAAUAAAAUAUAUUGUCAUUUCAGAAAUGUUUUGUUGCUCCAAUAUGGUUAUAUUUCAAACAGAGCCAUAUGGAAGUGAUCCUGCACCCUUGGCAGAACUGCCAAAUCUGCACCUUUUCCUUCUGCCUCCCCCCUGCCCCCCUCCCUAGUCAUAAAACUACUUUUCUUCAUUUUUUCCUACAUAGCAUAAGUUUAAUUAUUAUUAAAACUGCAAAAAAUAA
Schistocerca serialis cubense is the source of this 6469-nucleotide messenger RNA. Its product is annotated as YLP motif-containing protein 1. The coding region runs from base 157 to 2376 and encodes 739 amino acids. Gene Ontology annotation, molecular function: protein binding. The record is from RefSeq and is a predicted model, not a curated record. The transcript has 12 exons. NCBI's taxonomy places the organism in Eukaryota, Metazoa, Arthropoda, Insecta, Orthoptera, Acrididae.